This is a messenger RNA of Galendromus occidentalis (western predatory mite), 1263 nucleotides long. It is a transcript of the gene PIP4K, whose product is annotated as phosphatidylinositol 5-phosphate 4-kinase. Gene Ontology annotation, biological process: phosphatidylinositol phosphate biosynthetic process. Gene Ontology annotation, molecular function: 1-phosphatidylinositol-4-phosphate 5-kinase activity; 1-phosphatidylinositol-5-phosphate 4-kinase activity. Lineage: Eukaryota; Metazoa; Arthropoda; Arachnida; Mesostigmata; Phytoseiidae. Gene Ontology annotation, cellular component: plasma membrane. The coding region runs from base 1 to 1263 and encodes 420 amino acids. The transcript is spliced from 8 exons. The record is from RefSeq and is a predicted model, not a curated record.
AUGAGUUCCGUAGCAAAGAGCGCUAGUCGCCUCAAAAAGAAGCAUCUUAAACCGAAACACCAGAAAGCAAAGCUGUUCCGCGCCAACGAGCCUCUGCUUAGUGUGUUCAUGUGGGGCGUAAACCACACGAUCAACGGUCUCACGCACGUCAACAUUCCGGUGAUGUUGAUGCCCGAUGACUUCAAGGCUUUCACGAAAAUCAAAGUCGACCAUCACCAUUUUAACAAAGAAAAUAUGCCAUCCCACUUCAAAGUGAAGGAAUACUGCCCUUUGGUAUUCCGCAAUCUUCGAGAGAGGUUCGGCAUCGACGACGGAGAAUACCUGAACUCAUUGACGAAAUCUCAAGCGGUCGCGAUAGAUUCGCCGGGAAAGAGCGGGGCCAAGUUCUACCUUUCGUACGACCGACGCUUCAUCAUCAAGACCCUCCUUACCGAGGAGGUGGAACAGAUGCACGUCCUACUCAAGCAUUACCACCCUUACGUGGUUGAACGGCACGGGAAAACGCUCCUCCCGCAAUACAUCGGAAUGUACCGGCUGACCGUUGAAGGCCAGGAAACGUAUCUCGUCGUUACGAGGAACAUUUUUUCCUCAUACCUACCCGUGCACGUCAAAUAUGAUCUCAAGGGCUCGACGGUGGAUCGUGACGCAUCCGAGAAAGAGAAGGAGAAAGAGUUGCCCACUUUGAAGGACAAUGAUCUGAUCAAAGACGGAACCAAAAUCCACAUCACCGAGGACGCGAAGGCCACCUUCAUGGAUAUGCUCAACGCCGACGUCACAUUCUUGGCAAAGAUGAACGUAAUGGACUACAGUCUAUGUCUAGGAAUCCAUGACUGCGAGCGGGCUGAGAAAGAGGAAAAAGAACGGCUGGAGAACGGUGGUGGAGAAUCGGAGGAGCGCGGGACGACAGAAGACGAAGCCGAAGAAGACUCACCGGCGUCGCCGGAGCUCCAGAUGCCGACACCUCCCGACUCCCCGGGCAGAAUCAGGUCGGGAGACAAUGACGCAGAUUUCGACCCGGAGGAGGAAGGGGGAGCCUUGAAUCCCAAGCGGGACAUCUACGCUAUCCAGUCAAGCGAUGACGCCCCCAAGAAAGAAGUCUAUUUCAUGGCUCUUGUUGACGUCCUCACGAACUAUGGCGUCAAGAAGCGCACAGCGCAAGCCGCGAAAACGUUGAAGCACGGUGCCGGAGCCGAGAUCUCAACCAUCCAUCCGGAGCAGUACGCGAAGAGGUUUCUGGAGUUCAUUUCCAAGGCACUCGAGUAG